Molecule: messenger RNA, 1541 nt
Organism: Mercurialis annua (annual mercury)
Lineage: Eukaryota; Viridiplantae; Streptophyta; Magnoliopsida; Malpighiales; Euphorbiaceae
Product: flavonol 3-sulfotransferase-like
Exons: 1
Coding region: 96-1286 (396 amino acids)
Biological process (GO): sulfation
Cellular component (GO): cytoplasm
Molecular function (GO): sulfotransferase activity
Source: RefSeq, a predicted model, not a curated record
UCAUUCUCACAAACGAGAUUCAUCAAUAGCAUCUUUAUCAAAAUCAACCUUUUUUUGUAGCCAAUUUUUUCUUCUUAUUCUUUUCUCAUCCCUAAAUGGAUCUUACUUGCGGCAGAGUACUAAAUAUAGCUCCUAAAACUUUUGUUACAAACAAGUCCUCGAAAAUUAUGGCUAUGCGUCCUAUGUUUGUUUCACAACUCGGCGGUUCUGGUUCUCAACAAAUGGUGUCGUCUAGCAAUAAUAUGCAAUUACGAAAGCCGAUUUUGCCGAAAGCACUCCCUCAAGCCCAGGAAGGCAAAGAAGCCGAAGCACAACAACUUUCAAUGCCACCGUUGAAAUAUGGCGAAUUUAUCGCAACCCUACCGGUGCGAAAUGACUGGAAAUUCAUGCCUCUUCACCUGUACCAAAAUGCAUGGUACUUCACUCUUUACCUAGAUGCUGUCUUAGAGGCUCAAGAAAAAUUCCAAGCUCAACCGAACGACAUCGUCGUUUGUACUUACCCUAAAACCGGCACUACUUGGAUUAAGGCCUUAGUUUUUGCCCUGACAACACGCUCUCGCUACACCAUUUCUGAUACUCCUUUAUUGACAUCUACACCGCACGAUUUGGUUCCAUUUUUGGAAGUUGAAUCAGCCCAAAGAGAAACCUACACUCGUGACCCGGAAAACCCACUCAUUGCUACUCAUAUUCCUUAUCAUUCCUUGCCAGAAUCUAUAGAGACACUGGGAUGUAAGAUUGUGUAUCUUUGCAGGGAUCCGAAGGAUACGUUAGUGUCGAUGUGGCAUUUCUUUCGGAAAAGAUUACCCGAAGGAAUCGACAAAGAUGCAUUUCUUAGCAUGGAAGAUUCGUUCAAUUCGUUCUGCGAAGGAGCUGCUUUCAAUGGACCGUAUUGGGAUCAUGUUGCUGGAUACUGGAAGGCUAGUCAGGAAAAUCCUGACAAGGUUUUGUUCAUGAAAUAUGAAGAUUUGAAGGAGGACAUUGUUCCCAAUGUUACGAAGCUGGCCGAGUUUCUUGGCUGCCCUUUUACUUCCGAAGAGGAAGAACAAGGCGUAGUUCAACAAAUUAUCGAUUUAUGCAGUUUCGAGAGUUUGAGCAAAUCGAAGGUGACCGAAGAAGGUGCUUAUAGUUCGAAUUCGCCUUAUGCCAUCAAGAACAGUUUGUUUUACCGUAAGGGUGAAAAGGGAGACUGGAAAAACUAUUUUAGUGAAGAAAUGGGUGCUCGUUUGGAUCAAAUUAUUGAAGAGAAAUUGAGCGGGUCUGGGUUCUCAUUUCUUACUCCACAAUAAUUUAUGUUAUUGAGUUUUAACUUUUGAUUUUUAUGUUUAAAUUCUAAGGGAAUAAAUAGAAUUAUGAAUAAGCUAUUGCAUCAGUUUGCAUGGCUUAUUGUGUAAUAUCCAUUAAUAAUUUGGUUGUUUGUUUUUCUUUUUAGGCUUUAUUGUUUGAUAUAUAUAUAUUUGUUGUUAAAAGAAGAUUAUGAAAGUGGAAAAAUAAUCUUGAGUUUAUUUCAUAUUAUAAUAAAUAAAUAUGACUAUUGUUGUUUA